Molecule: messenger RNA, 2071 nt
Organism: Echinops telfairi (small Madagascar hedgehog)
Lineage: Eukaryota; Metazoa; Chordata; Mammalia; Afrosoricida; Tenrecidae
Gene: NEURL1B
Product: neuralized E3 ubiquitin protein ligase 1B
Exons: 4
Coding region: 1-993 (330 amino acids)
Biological process (GO): ubiquitin-dependent endocytosis
Cellular component (GO): early endosome
Molecular function (GO): ubiquitin protein ligase activity
Source: RefSeq, a predicted model, not a curated record
AUGAGGCUGAAGAGUCCAACUUUCCACCUUCGGUGCCGCCCAGUGCCUUCGGGUCCGGUGAAGUCUGCCCUUGCAGACUCCAGCCCACCGGCGCGCCUCCUGGCCACGCGGCCGUGCUGUGGCCCCGGCCCUGAUCGGCGGCCGGUCCUGGGUGAGGCGCCACGUUUCCACGCACAGGCCAAGGGCAAGAACGUGCGGCUGGAUGGCCACUCGCGCCGGGCGACGCGCCGCAACAGCUUCUGCAACGGCGUCACGUUCACGCAGCGGCCCAUCCGGCUGUACGAGCAGGUGCGACUGCGCCUGGUGGCCGUGCGCCCCGGCUGGAGCGGCGCGCUGCGCUUCGGCUUCACGGUACACGACCCGUCGCUCAUGAGCGCCCACGACAUCCCCAGGUAUGCCUGUCCCGACCUCGUCACGAGGCCCGGCUACUGGGCCAAGGCACUGCCCGAGAGCCUGGCGCUGCGGGACACCGUGCUGGCCUACUGGGCGGAUCGCCACGGCCGCGUCUUCUACAGCGUCAACGAUGGCGAGCCCGUGCUCUUCCACUGCGGCGUGGCCGUGGGCGGCCCGCUCUGGGCGCUCAUCGACGUCUACGGCAUCACCGACGAGGUGCAGUUGCUCGGCACACUGCAGUCCAGCCCUGCGACCACAUCUCCGUCAGGAUCGCUCAGCGGCUCCCAGGAAGAUAGCGAUUCCGACAUGGCCUUCAGUGUCAACCAGUCCUCCUCCGCAUCUGAGUCUUCCCUCGUGACAGCCCCCAGCUCCCCGCUGAGCCCCCCAGUGUCCCCAGCAUUCUCCCCGCCAGAGCCGGCAGGCAGCAAGAACAGUGAGUGCACGGUCUGCUUCGACGGCGACGUGGACACGGUCAUCUACACGUGUGGACACAUGUGCCUGUGCCACACCUGCGGCCUGCGGCUCAAGAGACAAGCUCGGGCCUGCUGCCCCAUCUGCCGGCGGCCCAUCAAGGACGUCAUUAAGAUCUACAGACCGUAGCCCCGCCCGCUGAUGGGCCUUACCGGAGCAAGGCCACCUUUCUGAAAGCAACCCCCCUCCCAGGCCGGGCCACCACCAUGACCGGCAGGGAGUCCAAGGGCAGCGGCCAUCUCGUGUGCUACUCCCCAUUGGCAGGCAAGGCCUGGCAGUUGUGGAGAUGAGGCCCAGGGGGCCUGAGCCCAGAGAGGGCUCAAUGUGCUUUGCCCCCAAAAGGCCAGCCUAAGAAUGAGCUCAGGAACUGCCUGGCCAGUCACCCUGCCGCUUGGUGACUUUUCAGCAGGGAAACAGCGUGCUCUGUCUGUGCAGUGCUUUUUCUGGGUUUGAGUUGAGUCUGCGGGGGUGGGAGGGAGCUAGAGAACAUGAGAGAAAUAACAGAGACUGUGUGAAUGAGAGAAUGGAUGGGAGAGAGCCCAUGGGUAUUUUCUACAGGGAUCCCGCCAGGCUCCAAGAGGCAUGUGCAAUCGGGAGCUCAGGUGUUAGCGUGGCUAGAAGUGACUCACGUCCCAGGGACGUCACGUGGCUGGUUUUGAAUGUACGAAGCCUGAACCUAAACAGAACUCCCUCGGUCGGCAUAGAAAAGGGACACUCUUCAGAUUUUCCAAGGGGAGGCAAAAAUAACUCAUUGUUUACAGCUUCGAAGCAGCGGCUCCUUGGGGGGGAAGGUGGGUGGAGAACAUAAAAUGCUUUUCUCAUUUCUUACUCAGCCUUUUGGAGGAACUUGUGCCGAGUGCCGAGGGUGGGCCCGGCAGCUGGGGCCUUUCCUCCCCUGCACCCCAGCCAGCCAGCCAGCCAAGCAAAUGCACCUUGACCCGACUCUGGAAGGUGACCGGCGCCUGAGUUUGUGACACGCUUCCCCUCCCAAGGAGAAGACUAGCGACAGGUUCUCUCUUCCGGGGGAGGGAAUGAAUCCUGGGGGUAGGUGACUGCACACUUCCGGUUGUACCCCCUGGGCCUGGCACAAACCAGGGCUGUGGGCAUUCCUGGCAACCUGCAUAGGAGGCUGGGAGGAGCCAGGGCUCUGUUCUGAUUCUCAGCUUACCUGCUCUUGCUAAUUACAAAGGUGUUCGCUGAUCAUUAA